This is a messenger RNA of Carya illinoinensis, 1436 nucleotides long. RefSeq names its product homeobox-leucine zipper protein HOX3. The transcript is spliced from 4 exons. The record is from RefSeq and is a predicted model, not a curated record. Bases 159 to 818 code for a protein of 219 amino acids. Lineage: Eukaryota; Viridiplantae; Streptophyta; Magnoliopsida; Fagales; Juglandaceae. Gene Ontology annotation, molecular function: DNA-binding transcription factor activity, RNA polymerase II-specific; sequence-specific DNA binding. Gene Ontology annotation, biological process: regulation of DNA-templated transcription.
CUGCUCUAUUUAUUUGACCUUUGUAUCUUAACCUUUUCCUCUCCAUUUCAUCAUCUACCUCUGUUUUCAUCUCUUUCUUCUUUUGAGUUUUUUACUUUACCUUUUUCUCUUUGCCAGAAAUCUUCUUCUUCUUCUUGUUAUUUUGUUCUUCAAGUUCCAUGGCGGUUUUGCCUUCAAGCCCGUCUAGCUUGGAAUUGACCAUAUCUAUGCCCGGCUUUGCUUCAUCCCAAUCUAUUCCUUCAUCUGGGUUUAAAAGUGAAGUGAUUUGUGCAGUGAGGAACUUGGACAUAAACCAAGUGCCAUCAGGAGGUGUAGAAGAAGAGUGGAUAACGAUGAAUAUGGAAGAUGAAGAAGAAAGCAGCAACGGAGGCCCUCCCCGCAAGAAACUCCGUCUCACCAAAGAACAGUCCCGUCUUCUCGAAGAAAGUUUCAGACAAAACCAUACCUUAAACCCGAAGCAAAAAGAGAAUUUGGCUAUGCAGUUGAAGCUGAAGCCGAGGCAAGUUGAGGUGUGGUUCCAGAACCGUAGGGCCAGGAGCAAGCUGAAGCAAACAGAGAUGGAAUGUGAGUUCUUGAAGAGACGGUUUGGGUCACUAACCGAACAGAACCGGAGGCUUCAAAGGGAGGUAGAAGAGCUGAGAGCCAUGAAAGUUGGCCCGCCCACCGUGAUAUCGCCCAAUAGUUGCGAGCCCCUCCCAGCAUCCACUCUUUCUAUGUGCCCUCGUUGCGAGCGUGUGACCUCCAACGCCGCCCUCAAGGGCCCUACUAAGACCGCCACCACCACGCUGUCCACUAAAGUGGCAGUGCCUCCUCUUUAGUCAUGUCUAUCUUCAUUGACUACAGCUUGUUAGGGCGCAACUAUUAAUUAUCAGGUGUAAUUAAUUAAUGACCUAUAUAUGGAAGAGAAAAAAAACAAAAAAAAAAUAAAACUAAUAGAUUCAAUUAACAAUGUUCAUAGAAAAAUAAAUAUGUACCUACCUCUAUAUCUCGAUUCUGCUAAUUAAUUAGGAUCAAGUCUAUAUGGAUAAUUCUAUUUAAAAUUGCUUUAGUUUCGACUAAUAUUCUUGUUGUAUUGGUCAAGCUUGCCUUUGUUUACCGAGGAAUUAUUAAAGGAGAUUUAAAAAAGAAAAAACCAAAAUUUUAUAUCAUGUGAGAGAACAAACGUCGAGUCAACCAAAGACCAUAUACAUGAUAGAAUAAAGUUUAUAGUAUUUUAUGUUGUCCACGACCGACAGGCCUUGGACAAGGAAAGGGGAAAAAAAAUGUUGUGACCGACAUAAAGCAGAUGAUCAACUGGGGAGAGCUAGAGCUCAGAAAACAUGGGGAUCAUGCAAUUAGGUGGAUGGAAGCUGGUGGAUGUUGAUUUUUUGCUGUCCUGAGAAAUUAUUGUUUAGAAAUUAAUUUGUAACAAGUACAUGUACAUAUUAUAUGCACCA